Messenger RNA from Dioscorea cayenensis subsp. rotundata (Guinea yam), 3746 nucleotides. Its product is annotated as zinc finger BED domain-containing protein RICESLEEPER 1-like. Gene Ontology annotation, molecular function: protein dimerization activity; DNA binding. Lineage: Eukaryota; Viridiplantae; Streptophyta; Magnoliopsida; Dioscoreales; Dioscoreaceae. The transcript has 6 exons. The record is from RefSeq and is a predicted model, not a curated record. The coding region runs from base 416 to 2482 and encodes 688 amino acids.
GCAGGUUUCAAACCCGUUAAGGCUCUUCGGAUUUGGAUCCCAAUUCGCAAGAUCCGCAAUUUCGCUGCCCUAGAUCCACCGGGUUUCGUCUUCGGAGCCGGCGCAACGCUGUGUGGUUGAUGUGGAUUCGGGUCUCGUGAAGCAGCGGCACAGCAUCCGCAGCCGCCUUCUCCGCCGCGGCCGCGUAAUCCCGGCGAGACGCGCCGCCGGUUACGUCCUUGUACUCCGGAGCGGGGUUUUUGAAGGCAAAGGGUUUUUGCGGCACUGGAAUGAAAUUGAGAGGAAAAAGGACGAUUUUUGGCCGCUUCGUACACUGCAUUGUUUUUUCCUGGGCAAACUCAGACUAAAUUGAAGUGGUCUGCAUGUUUGGUCGCGUGUUCUCUGAGAUAACUGGGGUUUGCUUCGGUGCCAUUCAAUGAUUAUAUGCAUGCCUGAGAGCAUGGAGAUGGAUGGAAAGGAUAGGAAUGUAGAGGCUUCACAUAAAUCUCACAAUCCCAGAUCGAGAAAGCUGAGGUCACUUGUUUGGAAUGACUUCACGAAGGAACAAAGGGCAGAUGGGACUUACAUAGCCAUAUGUAAUCAUUGCAAGAAACAUUUGACAGCAAGUAGUCGUAGUGGAACUACUCACUUAAAAAAUCAUUUGGGUGUAUGUAUGUCCAGCAAGAGAACCAAGAGGAAAAAAUUGGUUGUUAGAAGACUAGCACUGAAAUCCGCUGAGGCAAAGAAUGAUGGAAAAACUGGUGGUGCUGACUGCUUCCAAUUUGACCAAGAACUAAGUGAACAGGAUCUUGCUCGUAUGAUAGUUCUGCAUGGUUACCCUUUCGGUAUUAUUCAGCACACUGGUUUCAAAACUUUCUUGAGGAACCUUCAACCCCAGUUCAAGUUGGUAUCUUUUGAAACACUCAAAGCUGAUUGUUUGAGGAUAUAUGAAAGUGCAAGACUUAAAUUACAAGAAGUACUUGGAAAACUCACUUGUCGAGUUAGCCUCUCUGUUGACAUGUGGAAGUCGAAUGUAGAUAUGGAAUACAUGUGCUUGACAUGUCAUUAUAUUGAUAAUGAUUGGAGGUUCCAGAAGAAAAUUCUGGCCUUUUUGCCUGUUGAAUCUCUGUCUACUGGUGAAGAAAUAAGUAAAGCUAUUGUUCAGAGUAUGUGUGAUUGGAAUAUAGAUCGGAAAGUGUCCAGUUUACUCUUGGACAACUGCAGCUUUGAUGAUGUGGUGGCUAAUGAACUUCUUAAAUUUCUCCGACCAAAGGGUUCACUCCACUUAAAUGGUGAUAUGCUUCAUGUUCACAGCUGUGCACAUGUUUUGAGUCUUAUUGUUCAAGAUGGUUUGGAGCUAAUAAGUGAAUUAAUUAAUAAAGUGCGUGAUUGCAUUCAAUAUGUUAAAUCUUCGCAAGCUAGAUUAGCAAAGUUUCAGGAUGCAGUAAAGCAGGUUGGUGCCCCCAAGAAGCCAAUAAUUAUUGAUAUACCCUCUAGCUGGACCUCAACCUAUGUGAUGCUUGAAACAGCAUGCGAAUUUCAAAGUGCUUUCACUUGGUUAGCUAGCAAUGAUGACGAGUACCUGCCUUUGUCUCCUAAGGAUUGGGGUGAUGUUAAAGCUGUUACUGAAUGUUUAGAUGUAUUUUAUCAAUCAAUAUUAAAGUUCUCAACCAUAAGAAUUCCCACUGCGAAUCUUUAUUUUAAUGAUAUAUGUGGUAUCCAUUUGCUAUUGAAAACAUCAUGCUUGAGCCAAUAUCCAAUUAUCAUAUCAAUGGCUAAAGGAAUGCUUGGCAAGUUUCAAGAGCGAUGGGGCACAACAAGAAUGGUAAUGGCAAUUGCUUCCAUCUUAGAUCCUCGGUACAAGAUGAAGUCUGUUGAGUAUUUCUUCCAAAAAAUUUAUGGAGAUACAUUUGAUGCCAAGGAUAAGAUCGAAAAUAUUCGCAAGACUUUGGUAACCCUUUAUAAUGAAUAUGCUCUCCAGUCAACUCAUGCUUCAAGUAAUCAAACUUUUCUCUGCUAUGCUGGGGAUAACAGCAGUUGUGCAAGCAACGAGUGCAAUGCUGGUGCGGAAUCCAAAAAUUCUACUCGUAUCACAUUGUCUGAUGCACGAAGAGGACUUGAUCAAUAUCUCCAAGAGGUAUCGUCGAGCCAAUCAAUGAAAUCAGAUCUAGAUAUGUAUUUGGAUGAAGCUGUUCAUCCUUCAAAAGAAGGUCCUGAUGAAAGCUUUAAUAUCUUAGCCUGGUGGAAGUUUAAUGCAGCAAAAUAUCCAGUCCUUUCGAUGAUGGCUCAUGAUAUUCUGGGAAUUCCUGUAAAUAUUCCAUUAGAUAAUGAUGGUCGAGUGCUUAAUCAGUAUUUGAGUUCGACAGAGCCGGCUACGGUACAAGCCUUGGUAUGUGCUCAAGAUUGGUUAAAAGUUGACAUUGAAGCUGGGAACUUGGAUGGUGAUGUUUGUAUGCCCCUCGUACCUGUGAAUGGAGACGAAUUCUCUCCUUUAUCCAAAUAGCUUCGUGCAGGUAGCAAAUUAGCAUGCUAAUGACCAUAAAUUGUUAAUGGUGGCUGAGUAUAUAGAUGUUGGUGCUUCUUUUCUGCGGUUCUAUGCUAUUUUCAUGACAAUGUGACCCCGAACAGCAAGGUUUCGCAUCUUAGCUUGUGAAAACUAUAUCAUCUUUUGAUAAUAGUUUUCUUGACCAUCAAUCUAGAUUUUUUUUUUCUUUUAUUGAACAGCAAUUGCUGCAUAUCUGUAAAUCAGUGGGUUUUCUUUCAUUUCUAAAAUUGAUGAUUAAAUGACUUUUCUUUCUUCGUUCUUCUUUCUUCUUUUGUCUUAAUUACUAAAUUAGUUUCCUGCCCCUUGCAUGGAAGAAUGCUUGUAUUCGGUGUAAAGGGGGUUCAAUUUGUAGUAGGCUUUGUGUAGAACUUAUUGAGAUAUGCAGAAGGUGCGGUUUGCCACUAUACUUCAAGCCGGUUAAUAAUGAAGUACAGUUAAUUUUUUAAUCCUCUGGAACUGCUUCAGCAGCACAUUUCAUCCUUAGAAUCAGUCUUGAAGGUUCCUUCCCAUAGAGCCAUGUAAUUUUACGAGAAUAGAGGAAGUUAUUGCUAAGCUUAAGGUUUUUUGCUCUCCUGCCAGAUAAAAUAUAUUCCUAAUAGAAUUUGAAGUAUGUUUACCCUGUGGGGUCUUAGAUCUUUUGGCUGAUUUUAAGAUGGCCUUUCCCAUUCCAACUGUUACUGAUAAUUUCAGUGAUCUCGACAUUAUUUUUAGAUACAUUAUGAAUCUUAUCUUCUUUGUUUUUUUUUAAAUAAUUUUUUUAAAAUUUUUUUAAAUUUUUAUUUUUAAUUUUUGGUUUGAGGUUUAAAAUGCUUCCCCAUAUACGUAUUGAUCUUUUGUUUAUUCCAUUGUGAGUCAGCAUGAUCAUUCUUUUCAUGGUCAUAUCAGGCAUAAUAUGCCUUUGAAUGUACUUUAGUUCAUAAGCUAUGUUUGUUUAAAUCACCACAUAGUUUUCCUUGGGUUGCAAUUCAUUAUAUUGUCCUGGUGUGGGGUGGACUAUCUAGGGCAUGAUAACGCCAAUUGGGAAAUUUUAAGGCCGGUUCUUUCAAAUCUAGGGUUUUAGUGCCAUCAAACAACUUUUUAUUACAAAUAAAUGCAUAUUGUAGUUGCAUCUAAAGAUGCUUAUGUUAAUUUAUUUUUCUCUAUUCUAAAGACUAUCAUGCCUCUCUGUUUGCAUUUAUUUAGGUUUUUGGCAUAUGCAGUUCUUUCUUUUUAAUUUUCUCAC